CGCGACUUACACUGUACCUGGACGCGUUGACAGGGGUCCUGGAUAUUGAUACUUAGGUACUUUGGAUACCUUUGAUUGUUAACACAGCUCCCUUAAGUUGCACUAAAACAAUAAUUGUUCACGAUCUAAAUUAUCGACCUCGACGUUGCUGUGGAAUAUCAAUUGACGUAAAAUAGCUUGGAUAUCCCACGGUUUGAUGGAAAUAUAGCAACUUCGGAACAUGGCGAGGACAACCAGAUCGAAAGCGAGCGCAUCCGCCGCAAAAUCAGAUUCCAAGACAACGAGCACCCCUAACACCAAAUCGAAAUACACAUUACCUGCAGAGUCCCUAAACCCACCAAAGCUCUUCAUUCUACCUACAAAAGCUACCAAAGACGCCAGAAUAGUCUCCCUCCCAAACCCAAGAUACGGAAAGCCGACGAGGUAUCUCGUAUGUCCAGAGACAGGAAUAUAUGAAUUCACGAGGAUAGCCGCGCCCAAAUCAACCCCUAAAAGCUGGUUAAUAGAGUGCGAGAAUACGGACAAAGUCGAAGAAAAGACAUCUGAAGAUGGCGCAGAGCUUCGCGCUUAUAUCACGAAAGGAGCCGAUCUAUACGUCGCGACGCCAGUCGACCCUAUAUUUGUCCUCCUGCCCGCUUUUGCAGACCAAUCGGCCAGUACCAAGGAUGGGAAGCGAAUGUUUGUGACUAGCGACGACCACCUCGACUCUAUAAAAAGCGAUUCGUCGCAUCUGUCGGAGAUAUUACGAUGGGGUAAGGUACGGACGUUACUAGAGUCGCGAAUGGCCGCGAUAUGCGACACAGCAGAGGCAGGUGACGAGACCAUGUUCCGCUUCAGCGAAGACAAGCUUCUAGCCGAAGUCCUAGGCAAGGCGCAGAAGAUGAGCGAACAGCCAUUACCGAAGAGUAUGGAGGAUAAAUUCGUGACGAAGACACUGGAAGCGCCAGUCGUGGGCGUGAAAAGGGAGGUCACAACUACAUCGACUACCGAGCAAACAAAAGCAGAAACACAAACAGAAACAUCCGCACCAGCCUCAGGGGCGUCAACCCCCAAGCUUGAAUCUAGCGAUACCCAGUCCUCCGCCUCCUCCACCGAAACCAGCACAACAACCGCCUCCGACGCGUCCACGGCCGCAACCUCCGUCGCCGCCGCCGCGGAAGAAAUCCCCACAGUCCAAGCCUCGGCCGAAGUCGUGAAACUGCAAAGACUGCGCACGGCCUUCGCCUUCAUCUGCUCGGCGUACAUCGCGCCGGCGCAAGCCGCGCCGCUGCAAGAACGGCUCGCGACGAAGGUGGACUUCGCGCCGCUGAACGCGUACCUAGCGCAGAUCAACCAGCUACGGCAGGAGGCGGCGGCCGCGCGCGGGAUGGGCGAUUACUCGCGCAAGCGGGUGCUGGACGAGGAGGAGGUGGCGGAGCGCCGCGAGAGCAAGAAGAGGAAGGAGGAGGAGGAGAAGAGGAAGAAGGCCGGCGAGAGCAGGGGCGUGAGGGAUCUGAAGAAGGUGAAUACGGCGGGGAUGAAGAAGAUGAGCGACUUCUUCAAGAAGAAAUAGGUCAUAGAAAUAGAAAAAGAAAUAGAUUUGGACCGAGGGUUGGAAGUAGUAGGAAUAGGCGUUAAGUCACAAGGCGGGAUCGUCAUCUGUAAAGUAUUUGUGCUACGUAACUCGUAGGCUACA
Annulohypoxylon truncatum is the source of this 1675-nucleotide messenger RNA. RefSeq lists its product as uncharacterized. The transcript has a single exon. NCBI's taxonomy places the organism in Eukaryota, Fungi, Ascomycota, Sordariomycetes, Xylariales, Hypoxylaceae. Gene Ontology annotation, cellular component: nucleoplasm; ribonuclease H2 complex. Bases 221 to 1552 code for a protein of 443 amino acids. Gene Ontology annotation, biological process: ribonucleotide metabolic process; RNA catabolic process. The record is from RefSeq and is a predicted model, not a curated record.